AUGGCUGAUCAUGGUGUCAUUGGAGCCGCGAUGGCAGCACCGAUUUGCGGUGAGCAUACUAUUUUGAAGCUCCGUCCUGGAGGACCUCCUGCGGUCCGCACACCCAAAUUUUUGGACGGUCUCCCGACCAAUAACUGGGAUCAAGCGGUGCGAGCUCAAAACAGUGCUCUUUUGCACGAUCGCACGAGGGAAAUUCUCUCUCGGGUCAGUGCAGGGCAUGGCUUGGUGUUGCUGGAAAACCCAGUCACUUCGAUGACUUUGAUGACUUUCCAAGACCCCUUGAUGCAAAGCUGGAUGCUUGCGGAGGCCCCCUUUGCUGCUCAGGUGGCGGCAUGCCAGUUCGGUCUCUCCUGGUACAAAAGGUGGCUUUUUGUGUCGAACCGUGCUGAGGUUCUUGAACUUGCCUCCUGUUGUCAACAUGGUCCCGCUGCGCAUUAUUCGCUUCUUGGAUUGCGGGACUCGUCUGGACAGUGCGUCAGUCGACUUUCGGCUGAGUAUCCUAAAGGUCUGGCUUGCAAAAUUGCGCAUGUAGUUCAAAAGUUCAUUUCGUGCCAUGAUAGAUUCAUGCGCUUGCAGGAUUGGCGCUGUUUGCUUCACCCGUCUCCAUGCUGGCAUCUUCCGGCUGUUCGGGUCGAGGACGGUGCCGGUUUGCACAGCACUGCGGCCUGGUUGCAGCCGCAAGCCCCUGAUCGUCUCGCCAAGCUCCGGGAAAGAUGGUCGCGACGACUGUUUGAGGACAAGUUGUGCUUGCGCUUGGCAUGCUCUCUGCAGAGUUCACCCGAUCAGCCUCCCCUGUCUGAGUCGGAUCUUGAUCCUUUUGUGCAAGAUGCUCUGGACGUGCUGGGGGUUUCGACCAGCGACCGCUCAGCAGUUCUUUCCAUCACUCCUGGCCAACCCUUGCGAUUGCAUCUGUUGCAAGCCUUGCUUGAGUGUCUUGGCGAUUCUGAAGCUGCCAUGUGUGAGGACUUGCGGACAGGGGUACGCGUAGGUGUCGGUGUGGACAUCACACCUUCUGAUCAUUGGCCCUCCCGCGACUGGGCUCCUGUCAUCCCAGAUUUGCAAGUCUGCGAGGGAUCUUGGCUGUCUGCAUCGUCUCAUCCGAGUCAGGUGAACGAGUUGCUCGCGGAAGAGCUCGCUGCAGGUUGGAUCGAGGAAUUUUCCUCCCUCGAAGACAUCCGCACUCGGUACCCCACAGUUGCAUGUGGUCGCCUUGGCCUGGUGCUUGCCGAAGGGCGUUCCCCUCGCCUCGUCGUGGACUCCAGCAUCAGCGGUGUUACCGAAGCCUGCUUCAUCCCUAAUCGCAUGCUUCUCCCGCGCAUUGCUGACAUUGCUCUGUGUGCUCCGGUGCAGUGUGUGCAGGAGGAUUGGGUUCUGGUGUCCCUCGAUGUUCGUAAAGCUCAUCGAUUGGUGCUCAUCCACCCGGAUGAUCAAGGGCUCCUUUGCUUUUCCUUUGAGGGCCGUUUUUUCGUCUCCAAGACUCUGAACUUCGGUGCCCGCGCUUCAGCCUUUUGGUGGGGUCGUUUGGCUGGAGCUCUGAUGAGAAUCACACAUAGCCUGAUUUUCUUGCCCCAUUUUCUUUGGGAUUAUGUGGACGAUUUUUUGGGUGCUUUUCGCAAGGCUACCGCGCCACUUCAGGUGGGUUUAUGGGUCGUCCUGUUCCUUGUGCUUCGAGUGCCCAUCAGCUGGCACAAGUGUGCUUGGAAUUCCCGGGUAAAAUGGAUAGGCUGGGACAUCUGCGUUUCCUCUUGGACAGUCUCGCUCCCUGCAAGCGGUGUCGGCUUUUGCAGGGCUUGGAUGAGGUGUUGA
Molecule: messenger RNA, 1806 nt
Organism: Symbiodinium natans
Lineage: Eukaryota; Dinophyceae; Suessiales; Symbiodiniaceae
Source: the annotation of a GenBank genome assembly